Drosophila nasuta is the source of this 1073-nucleotide messenger RNA. RefSeq lists its product as uncharacterized. The record is from RefSeq and is a predicted model, not a curated record. The transcript has 2 exons. The coding region runs from base 103 to 984 and encodes 293 amino acids. NCBI's taxonomy places the organism in Eukaryota, Metazoa, Arthropoda, Insecta, Diptera, Drosophilidae.
CAAAGCUAACUCACAUAUCAGUUGAAAUAAGGCUCCGUCAUACAUACAUAAAACUCGUGAUAUUGUAUUACAUUCUUUAAUAAAUUUUUGUAAUUCAUAAAAAUGGACAACAAAGAGAAACAAAGCGAUGAAUUACUAAGUCGCAUACGCAGUGAACUGACUGCGAUUCUGGCUGAAAAUGCCAGCAAUGAUCCAGAACGUAAGAUUUCCUAUGACAUGAUUAUGAAACCUUCGCCAUUGCCUAGCUUAGAGCAACAGAAUCGCACGAAGCAAACAAAAAAGAAUAAAUCAAAACAUUCUGGGGUAUUUCAACGUCCGCAAACAUAUCGUCAGUCUAUGGGUGGCAAAUCGAUUACCAUGAAACCAUCAACUGAACGAUUAACGGAUGGCCAACAACCACAAUAUUCAUCCAAUGAUCCAGUUUCCACAUCAAGUGUUCAUUCAGCAGUUUCAGUGCUGUCUUCACGACUCUCAAACUUGGAUCGCAGCCUAGCAGUUGAUUUUAUGGAAUCGCAAAGUGCUAAGACUAUGGAUGAAGACAUCAAGCGAAUGCAAUUGGAAUUGGGGAAGAGCUAUAAUCUAUUUCAAAGCAUUGGCGAAAAACUAGAGAAUAUCAGUUUUAGCAGUCUUAAGUCCCGUAUACGUGAUUUGCAUUUAAGCAACAACAAUGAUCUAAACAAGAUUACCACAUCACAAUUAAAGAAGUCAUUUGAAGAGAAUUAUUUGCAAAAUCGCUUAGAUAAAAUUACAACGGACGUCAGUGAUGAUUUUCGUCGGCAUCCUGGCGAGUUUGGCGACAUCCCGGAAUUGAGCAGCUUCUUCCAAGCGUGCGCGCAACUGGAGCACGGUUUGGACUCGCUAAAACAACAGCGCAAACGCAGCAGCGAAUUGGAGCAGCGCCUUUGUUGGGCCAAUGAGAUUGCAUUUAAUCGCAUGCAAGAAAUUCGCUAUGCGGUUGGCGACAAGCCAGAAACAAAUUUCUAAGAAUUUUGGUGACAUGUUAAAAGUAAUGUAUUUUAUUCUGUCUUAUUACAACAAAAAGGAAGAUUGCAAAUUAAUAGGUCUACCAUUCA